Molecule: messenger RNA, 1485 nt
Organism: Pristis pectinata (smalltooth sawfish)
Lineage: Eukaryota; Metazoa; Chordata; Chondrichthyes; Rhinopristiformes; Pristidae
Gene: ddi2
Product: DNA-damage inducible protein 2
Biological process (GO): proteolysis
Molecular function (GO): protein binding; aspartic-type endopeptidase activity
Source: RefSeq, a predicted model, not a curated record
GAUCGGACAACGCGGUGCGGGAGUGUGUGGAGGAUUUGCUCCAAGUGCUGGUUCCGCGGGAGGGAGGCGCGAUCCGAGCCGCCUUCUCCGGCCGGGUUUCGGUGCCGGGCCCCGGUACAGGCCUUUGCUGCCGGCUCGGUGCUGGGCCACGCCGCGGAGAGUCGAUCAGGCGCCGAGCCGUGGUGCUGCCUGCCGGCUGCCGCCAUGUUACUCACCGUGUACUGUGUGCGGCGCGACCUGAGCGAGAUCACCUUCACCCUGCAGGUGGACGGCGGCCUGGAGCUGCAGACCUUCCGGGCGCUCUGUGAGAUGGAGAGUAACAUCCCCGCGGCCGAGAGCCAGAUCAUCUUUGCAGAGAGGCCAUUAACAGAUGAUCAUCUGACACUGAAAGCAUAUGGACUGAAAGAUGGUGAUGUACUGGUGCUGCGACAGUUGGACAGACCACCAGUGCAGUCUGGUCUACCACUCCCAGGUGUAACAGGACUUCCCAGGAUUGAUUUCAGUGGUAUCUCGGUGCCUAGAUCACUCGGGGCCAGAAAUCCAGUGUCUGGAGCAGCUACCCAGCACCAACCAAUGCCAACUCCCAGUACCUCUACUGCUUCUGCUCCCUCCAUGCCACCUCAGCACAGUUUGGAAAAUAAUCCAGCAUUACUCCGGGACAUGCUUUUGGCCAAUCCACAUGAGCUUUCACUGUUGAAAGAGAGAAAUCCACCAUUGGCUGAGGCACUUCUUAGUGGAGAUGUUGAUAAGUUUACAAAGGUGCUUCGAGAGCAGCAAUUGGAACGAGCACGUCGUGAACAGGAGAGGAUCCGACUUCUGAAUGCCGACCCCUUUGACCUGGAAGCACAGGCCAAAAUCGAGGAAGACAUCAGGCAGCAGAACAUUGAAGAGAAUAUGACAAUUGCAAUGGAAGAAUCGCCAGAGAGCUUUGGUCAGGUGGUAAUGCUCUACAUCAAUUGCAAGGUUAAUGGGAAUCCAGUCAAGGCAUUUGUAGAUUCAGGAGCACAGAUGACGAUCAUGAGCCAGGCAUGUGCUGAGAGGUGCAACAUCAUGCGCUUGGUUGAUAGGCGGUGGGCAGGAAUCGCUAAAGGUGUUGGAACACAAAAAAUCAUUGGCAGAGUCCACUUGGCCCAGAUUCAGAUUGAAGGCGACUUUCUCCCUUGCUCCUUCUCCCUCCUGGAAGAUCAGCCAAUGGAUAUGUUGCUUGGACUCGACAUGCUCAAAAGGCAUCAGUGUUCAAUUGAUCUGAAGCGCAAUGUGCUGGUCAUUGGCACUACAGGAACAGAGACACGCUUUUUAUCUGAAGCAGAACUGCCAGGACUGUGCCAGGUUGGCUAUGGUAUGCCACGAGAUGAUCUUCGCCCUGACGAACUAGCAGAUCAAGAGCUGGCUGAAGCACUACACAGAUCAGCAGAGGAAACUGGACGCCGGCAUCACUGAUGCAUGUUGCACUUUUGCUGCCCUUGAAGAUGAUCACAGUCCAGG